This is a messenger RNA of Helianthus annuus (common sunflower), 3567 nucleotides long. RefSeq lists its product as uncharacterized. NCBI's taxonomy places the organism in Eukaryota, Viridiplantae, Streptophyta, Magnoliopsida, Asterales, Asteraceae. Bases 79 to 3486 code for a protein of 1135 amino acids. The record is from RefSeq and is a predicted model, not a curated record. Gene Ontology annotation, molecular function: protein binding. The transcript is spliced from 10 exons.
UGAAAUGUGAAUAACCUUCAAGUAUAUUUUUUUCCCACAAAUUCAAAAUAACUUGUUUCCCAUAUUUAAAAUUAGCCAAUGGAGAUGGGUGGUUCAUCGAAUGCUCUUGAUGUUUCUGCACCAACACAUGAAAUGAAAUUUAUGCAGGCAUCAAAUAUCAACGUCUCCAACUUUGUUUCAGUGAAGCUUUCUGGGCACAGCAACUAUAAGAUCUGGAAGGCUCAGAUAAUUUGCCUCGUAGAGAGUCAGCAGUUACUUCACAUCAUUAGUGACGAACACCCUUUUCCGGUGGAUAAGGGUGUCCACUUGAUUUUCCUAUAUGAUAGACUUGUCAAAGGUUGGAUUUUUGGUUCUGUGAACCAAAAAGUGCUCGAGGAUUUGGUAGACUCAGAUACGGCACGGGAGGUCUGGGUGAAACUAGAAUACCUCUUUAAUUCACCAAUAAGCGAUGAAGAAGGUGUUCCAUCGAAUGUACUUGAUGUAUCUACACGAACAGAAGAAUUGAGAUAUAUGCUGGCAUCAACUGUAGACGUUUCCUACUUUGUUUCAAUGAAGCUUUCAUUCGAUGAUUAUGAUGAUGAAAGCUAUAAUGUCUGGAAGAAUGACAUGCUUUGCCUGAUAGAGAGUCACGAUUUGCUUCACAUCAUUCAUGAGAAAGCUCGUUUUCCAUGGGAUAGGGGUGACCCCAUGACUCAUACAUAUGACAAGCUUGUCAGAGGUUGGAUUUUGAGUUCUCUAGACAAUUCCGUGCUUGAAGUUUUCCAAGUCUACCGAUCGGUACAAUUGUUGUGGAGGAACCUAGAUGUGAAACAUGCUCGUCAAGAUAAAGCAGGAGAUGACUUGAUAUAUAGGCAGGCGUCCAAUAUUAACAUCUCCGAGUUUGUAUCAGUGUGGCUUAAUAGCCGCAACUAUCAUACUUGGAAAGUUCAGAUGCUUCGCCUCAUAGAGAGUCAGGACUUGCUUCACGUCAUUCAAUCCGGUAUUCUUCGUCCAACGUCUCAAUGUGAAAAACUUGUCAAAGGUUGGAUUUGCCGUGCUGCGAGUCGGAUGAGGGACGAACUGCAAGAAGACUGCUCUUCGGCAAGAGAAAUAUGGGAAAAUUUAGAAACCCGCUUUAGAGAUGAUGAUUCACCGAAUCCGUAUGAUGUUUCUGUACCGGAACAAGACUUGAAGUAUAUUGAGGCAUCAAAGGUUAACGUCUCCAAUUUUGUUUCAGUGAAGCUUUCCGGCUGCAACAACUAUAAGAUCUGGAAGGUUCGGAUGCUUGGCCUCAUAGAGAGUCAGGGGUUGUUUCGGAUCACUAAGAACGGUAACAGAAUCACUAAAAAGUAUGACAGUCUUGUCAAAAGCUGGAUUUUCAGUGCUAUGAACGAACAAGUGCUCCAAGAUUUCUAUGACCUACCUAAUGUACCAGAUAUAUGGAGUAAACUAGAAUCAACCUUUGGAAAACCACCUUUAAGAAGCAUAAGAUAUGGAGGAGGUUUUCUAGAUUUUAGAUUCAUGAAAGAUUCCGAUGGAGACAUUCCAGAAAUAGAUAACACAGUUAUCAUUAGACGUCAGAGAUUGUAUGAAGCUGCUGUUGAUGGGUGUUGGUGGAAAGCAAAAUCCAUACUAAAAAUCCAUAGAAACGCCGCCACAGAGGCAAUCAUUCCAAAUGGCAACACGAUCCUUCACGUAGCGGUUGAAUUGGGCCACAACUAUUUAGCAGAGAAACUGUUGGAAUUUUUAAAAGACGGAGAAGUUAUCGAAAAGGAAAAUCUAAAAGGUUUGACAGCAUUACACGUUGCUGCACGGGUUGGUAACACAGAUGCAGUGCAACUCUUAGUUCAGAAGAGGAAAGAACUGUUGGAAAUUCAACACAGUGACGAAGAAAGGGAACUAUUAAGGAUUGCGUUUAAGUAUGGGAAGCCCAGUACAUGUGCAUAUCUGUUGAGAUGCGCACCACCUUCUGACACAAGUACUUUUACAGAUUUGCAUCAGCAAUAUGCUCUCCGUACUGCUAUUAUCACAAAACAAUAUGAUUUAGCAGAGACAUUGCUCAACAAAUUUCCAGAUUGUGCUCUGGAUGAUGAGAACGUAUUGAUGGCAUUAACUAUAACCUUCCCAACUGAUCUUAGCUUUAUGGAAUCCUUUAUCUAUCCAUCAUUCCAGAAUGUCUGGCACUCAACAGUCAUGGAAAUUUCAUUGUUAUUUCACUCUAAUUUUUUGGAUAGAUGUGUAGAUUCAACUGAAAUCUUUAAUAACAUGUGCUGCAACUGUUUGGGGAAGAAUUCUAUGAUAUUACUUGUCCCAAUAGUCACACUUUAUCCGAUAUAUAAGUUGAUUUGCCUCUUCAUUCUAAUGCUACAUUUAACCUUCUCUAUGUUAUACUUCCUUGUUUGGAAGUUCCUAGCAGUUACUGUGCGUCCAAUCAAGAACAUUGAGAAAAAGAAAAAUGAGUACAAAGAAGCAAAGAAGAUUUUGAGCUUGAUAUGUGAUCAGAUGGGCAGUAUACAUGAUGGUUACCGUUCUUCACUUAUUGAAGCUGUACUCCAAGGUACUUAUGAAGUUGUUGAUGAGAUUCUUUUUAAAUCACCACAUACAAUCAACUGUGAGAAUGAUGAAGGGUACAACAUUGUUCAGUUAGCUAUAAUAAACCGUUCAGAAAAAGUGUACAACCUUAUCUAUCACAUAAUUGAGCACACAGACUCUUAUAAAGAAAAAAAGGAUUCUUUUGAUAAUACUCUUGUACACUUGGCUGGAAAAUUGGCACCUUCAUUUGUACUUGAACGUACUACCGGUGCAGCACUACAACUACAACGAGAGCUUUUAUGGUUUGAGGAAGUGAAGAAGCUUUUCUUACCUUUUGAACUUCGGAAUCUGAAUAAGUACAAUGAGACACCAACAAUGGUGUUCACAAAGGAACACUUGGAUUUGAUGAAACAAGGAGAAACUUGGAUGAAGACGACUGCAGAAUCAUGUAGCAUCACUACGGCAUUAAUUGUCACAGUCGUAUUUGCAGCAGCAAUCACUGUACCUGGUGGAAGUAAUCAAGAAUCUGGUAUCCCCUUGUUCAAAGAAAGAACUGCCUUCACUAUCUUUGCUGUAUCCAAUGCAUUUUCACUGUUUACAUCUGCUACCGCGCUACUACUGUUCCUAUCAAUCCUCACUGCACGUUUUUCUGAAAAAGAUUUUCUGGUUAGUUUACCAAGAAGGUUAAUUUUCGGUCUGUUGAUGUUAUUCAUCUCUACAACAGCCAUGAUGGUAGCCUUUGGUGCGAUCUUGGUCCUUGUCUUUUGUGAUCAAAGACCAUGGAUGCUAGCACCAAUAUGUGCAUUUGCUUGCUUGCCGAUUUCAGUUAUUGUUACUAUAAAACUCCCUCUGUUAGUAGACGUGAUCCGAUCAACAUAUUCCCCCAUCUUUGGUAAGCAAAGUUACCUUGAGUCUUGUAAAACUAAUCGGAAAAACACAAUAUUUAUGGCUUAUGAGGAUUUUGCAUUGGAAUGAGUUGUUAUGUAGCAGUUCAGAAUUUAGUAGUGGUGAAUAAAUUGCUUGGGAUUUAAGAAUCUAACUUGUUUUGAUUGUUAA